GUUGUGGCGAGGGGGGCGUGGUUCAGCGGAGUCGGCAGCGGGAGAGAGAGUCAGGAGACGAACGGUGAGUGAGUGGGUUAAAUGCAAAUGACGAACACCUGUCUCUUGUUUCAGUAAUUGGUGUGGAGAGAGUAUAUAACACCAGGAGAAACAGGAGUGGGUGAGAGAGAGACGGACUACUGACUGCUGCCCCGCUGGUGAUCUACGUGUGAGAGAAUUGUGAAUGAUUUGUGACCGCUUUGUGCCUGUCUGCACCCCUUUUGUUUUGUAUUUUGAGAAUUAGUGCAAAUAAAAGCAGUCAGUAGUCAAGCCGACCCUGUCCUCUUCCUUCCUGAAUACUGAACCUUGCUACACUGGUGCCGAAACCCGGGAAGGAAGACGGAAGCCGCCGCCAUGCAAUCGUCCUCCGGAUCGCCAUUUGCGGAGAUUAUCACCUCCCUCGCGGUCAUGCAACAAGAACAACACCAGGCCCUGCUGGACUUGAGACAGGAUCAAGAGAGGUGCUUCCAAGUCGUUGUUCAAGCCCAGCAGGAGGACCGCGAGAGGUUCCGGAGCUGGAUUGACCGGGAGGUUCGACCGGAAGCCCUGGAACCUCGAGCUGUGCCCGCCCACCUACCACUCCACAAAAUGGGAUCUGAGGACAACCCGGAGGUAUUCAUCGAUCUUUUUCAGAAGACGGCCGAGCUGUCGGGCUGGCCGCGGGACCAGUGGCCGAUGCGCCUGGUCCCGCUGCUCUCCGGGGAGUCCCAGAUAGCGGCACAGCAGCUUCCGGUGCAGAAUCUCCUGGUCUUCGACGACCUAAAAAGGGCCAUCCUCCAGCGGGUCGGCCGGAGCCCUGAAGAACAUCGCCAGCGGUUCCGUUCCCUGGAACUGGGCGAGUCCGGCCGACCGUUCGUGUUGGCCCAACAGCUCCGGGACUCCUGCCGCAAUUGGCUGUUGGCUGAGGGAAGCGACGUGGAGAAGAUUGUCGAUCGAGUGGUACUGGAGCAGUUCAUUACUCGGCUCCCACGGAGGACAGCAGAGUGGGUCCAGUGCCACCGCCCCACGUCGCUGGACUCAGCCAUCCACCUCGCGGAGGACCAUAUGGUGGCGUGCCCAGGGGUCGGCGAACCCCUCCCAUCUGUCUCUCUCUCCCCGUCUUCCCCUUCUGUCUCUCUCUCUCGUCCUGUCCCUCUCCCCAGGUCCCGCCCACCUGUCCAUCCUCGAGUCCCGCCCCGGGGGCGGGGCGGGGUUGACCAGAGCCAGUUCGGGGGUCCCAGAGCCCCGCCCAGGAGGGCGGGACUGACUUCCGCUGGACAGGACCCCGCGCCUGUUUCUCCGCUCUCUCCACGCCAAUCAUUUACCCCACUCCCUGCCACUGGGGCGGCGGGGAGGUCUGGGCCAGCCUGUUGGCGUUGCGGGGACCCGGAGCAUUUCGUGGACAGGUGCCCAGUGAUGGAGGUUGGGACAAUGGUCCGGGUCCCGGACGCCCCGCAGGCUGCCCCCGGUCAAGCUGGCUGGUAUCAAAUACCUUAAUUGGUGUGGAGAGAGUAUAUAACACCAGGAGAAACAGGAGUGGAAGAGAGAGAGAAGGACUACUGACUGCUGCCCGCUGGAUACGUCUUUUCGAGAGCGAAUUGUGAAUGAUUUAUGACCGCUUUGUGCCUGUCUGCACCCCUUUUGUUUUGUAUAUGGUGAAUUAGUGCAAAUAAAAGCAGUCAGUAGUCAAGCCGACCCUGUCCUCUUCCUUCCUGAAUCCUGAACCUUGCUACACUGGUGCCGAAACCCGGGAAGGAAGACGGAAGCCGCCGCCAUGCAAUCGUCCUCCGGAUCGCCAUUUGCGGAGAUUAUCACCUCCCUCGCGGUCAUGCAACAAGAACAACACCAGGCCCUGCUUGAGACAGGAUCAAGAAAGGUGCUUCCAAGUCGUUGUUCAAGCCCAGCAGGAGGACCGCGAGAGGUUCCGGAGCUGGAUUGACCGGGAGGUUCGACCGGAAGCCCUGGAACCUCGAGCUGUGCCCGCCCACCUACCACUCCACAAAAUGGGAUCUGAGGACGACCCGGAGGUAUUCAUCGACCUUUUCCAGAAGACGGCCGAGCUGUCGGGCUGGCCGCGGGACCAGUGGCCGAUGCGCCUGGUCCCGUUGCUCUCCGGGGAGUCCCAGAUAGCGGCACAGCAGCUUCCGGUGCAGAAUCUCCUGGUCUUCGACGACCUGAAAAGGGCCAUCCUCCAGCGGGUCCCUGGAACUGGGCGAGUCCGGCCGACCGUUCGUGUUGGCCCAACAGCUUCGGGACUCCUGCCGCAAAUGGCUGUUGGCUGAGGGAAGCGACGUGGAGAAGAUUGUCGAUCGAGUGGUACUGGAGCAGUUCAUUACUCGGCUCCCACGGAGGACAGCCGAGUGGGUCCAGUGCCACCGCCCCAUCCACCUUGCGGAGGACCAUAUGGUGGCGUGCCCAGGGGUCGGCGAACCCCUCCCAUCUGUCUCUCUCUCUCCUUCUUCCCCUUCUGUUCCUCUCUCUCGUCCUGUCCCUCUCCCCAGGUCCCGCCCACCUGUCCAUCCUCGAGUCCCGCCCCGGGGGCGGGGCGGGUUUGACCAGAGCCAGUUGGGGGGUCCCAGAGCCCCGCCCAGGAGGGCGGGAUUGACUUCCGCUGGACAGGACCCCGCUCCUGUUUCUCCGCUUUCUCCACGCCAAUCAUUUACCCCACUCCCUGCCACUGGGGCGGCGGGGAGGUCUGGGCCAGCCUGUUGGCGUUGCGGGGACCCGGAGCAUUUCGUGGACAGGUGCCCAGUGAUGGAGGUUGGGACAAUGGUCCGGGUCCCGGACGCCCCGCAGGCUGCCCCCGGUCAAGCUGGCUGGUAUCAAAUACCUGUGAGUAUCAAGGGGGGUACCUAUCAGGCCUUGGUGGAUUCAGGCUGUAACCAAACCUCGAUCCAUCAAAGCCUGAUGUCAUCCGGGGCAUUGGAUACAAGCCGCGUGGUUAAGGUGCGGUGUGUACACGGGGAUGUGGUGGUAUAUCCGGUAGUGCCGGUCAUUAUCCAAUUCAGGGGCCAAAAGCAUAGCGUUGAGGUGGCAGUUAAUCCGCACCUCCGGCAUCCGUUAAUUUUGGGGACAAAUUGGCCAGCAUUUUCUGAAUUAUUGGGUUAUUUAUGCACGGAUGCCUCUUGGGGGAAAAAGGCGAUGGUUGGGGAUGCGCAAGUACAGGCGGGAGAGACUGAACGGGGACCACUGAGUGCUGCUUCAGGGGAACAGAGUGAAAUUGAGAGAAUAAUUCUCUCGGAUCGCGAUGACUUUCCCCUGGAGCAGUCUCAGGAUGAGACCCUAAAACGUGCAUUUGAGCAGGUCCAAACCAUCGACGGUCAGCCUCUCCAGGCUGGACGGGCGCUUACCUAUCCAUAUUUUGCAGUUAUAAAAAAAUCGGUUGUUUUGGGUGACCCAAGACACCCAGACAAAAGAAGAUACAACCCAGUUGUUAGUUCCAAGGAGCCGCAGGGAAAUGCUUUUCCAAGCGGCUCAUUCUAAUCCAAUGGCUCGACACUUAGGACAGGCAACGACACUAAAUCGCAUCAUGACCCGAUUCUUUUGGCCGGGCAUUCACGAGAAUGUGCGCAGGUGGUGUGCGUCUUGUCGUGAAUGUCAGUUGGUAAAUCCACCGGCCACCCCAAAAGCGCCUUUGCGCCCCCUCCCAUUAAUGCAGGUCCCCUUCGAGAGAAUUGGUAUGGACCUCAUCGGGCCAUUAGAGCGAUCAGCCAGGGGACAUCGCUUUGCAUUAGUCAUUGUGGAUUAUGCAACUCGAUAUCCUGAAGCAGUGGCCCGCGAAGAGUGUUGCGGACGCACUGUUUACUUUAAUCUCCCGGGUGGGGAUUCCAAAAGAAAUCCUCACCGAUCAAGGCACAGCGUUUAUGUCACGUACUUUACGCGAACUUUACGAAUUAUUGGGCAUUAAACGGUCCGUACCAGCGUCUUUCACCCACAAACUGACAGGCUGGUCGAACGUUUUAAUCGCACGCUUAAAACCAUGAUUCAUAAAUUCGUGCAAGAAGACGCCAAAAAUUGGGAUAAAUGGUUAGAACCCCUGUUGUUCGCUGUGCGAGAAGUCCCGCAAGCCUCCACGGGGUUUUCCCCCUUCGAGCUUCUUUACGGACGCCAGCCCCGCGGGGUACUGGAUGUCCUGAGAGAAACUUGGGAGGACGGACCAUCUCAGAGUAAAAACGAAAUUCAGUAUGUAAUGGACUUGAGAACAAAACUCCACACUUUGGGGCGGCUCCCCGGCCUGAGUCGGGCGGUGGGGGUAUGUGGCGAGGGGGGCGUGGUUCAGCGGAGUCAGCAGCGGGAGAGAGAGUCAGGAGACGAACGGUGAGUGAGUGGGUUAAAUGCAAAUGACGAACACCUGUCUCUUG
Ctenopharyngodon idella (grass carp) is the source of this 4379-nucleotide messenger RNA. RefSeq lists its product as uncharacterized. The transcript is spliced from 2 exons. The record is from RefSeq and is a predicted model, not a curated record. Gene Ontology annotation, molecular function: zinc ion binding; nucleic acid binding. The coding region runs from base 394 to 1515 and encodes 373 amino acids. NCBI's taxonomy places the organism in Eukaryota, Metazoa, Chordata, Actinopteri, Cypriniformes, Xenocyprididae.